Molecule: messenger RNA, 1177 nt
Organism: Trichechus manatus latirostris (Florida manatee)
Lineage: Eukaryota; Metazoa; Chordata; Mammalia; Sirenia; Trichechidae
Product: histone H3.1
Exons: 1
Coding region: 221-631 (136 amino acids)
Cellular component (GO): nucleosome
Molecular function (GO): structural constituent of chromatin; DNA binding; protein heterodimerization activity
Source: RefSeq, a predicted model, not a curated record
CAGAGGAACCACAGUGAAGGGCAGGGCGUGAUGCGUUCACCAACCCGGAAGCAGCUCUUAAUCCGGGCCGUAUAGGGGAUGGACCAAUCCAGGGAAGGCGCGGGGACUUUUGAAUGUUCUCGGGCCCACUAGUUGGUGGUCAGCUUCUAUAAAAGAAGGGUAGCUCUUCCAUUCUCUCAGAUGCUUCUGUCGGCCCUCUAGUUUUUUAUGCUCGUUUGUCAUGGCUCGUACCAAGCAGACAGCUCGUAAGUCCACCGGCGGCAAGGCGCCGCGCAAGCAGCUGGCCACCAAGGCGGCCCGCAAGAGCGCGCCCGCCACCGGCGGCGUGAAGAAGCCGCACCGUUACCGGCCCGGCACCGUGGCGCUGCGCGAGAUCCGACGCUACCAGAAGUCCACCGAGCUGCUGAUCCGCAAGCUGCCCUUCCAGCGGCUGGUCCGCGAGAUUGCGCAGGACUUCAAGACCGACCUGCGCUUCCAGAGCUCGGCCGUGAUGGCGCUGCAGGAGGCGUGCGAGGCCUACCUGGUGGGGCUCUUUGAGGAUACCAACCUGUGCGCCAUCCACGCCAAGCGUGUCACCAUCAUGCCCAAAGACAUCCAGCUUGCGCGUCGUAUCCGCGGGGAGAGAGCGUAAAUUCGAAUUUUGGCCCUCUCUUUUUUUUUUUUUUUUUUUUAAGGUAACCCAACGGCUCUUUUCAGAGCCACCCAACUUUUCAAAUAGAAGCAGCUGUAGCAUCUUAAGCGUUUUAUCCAAUGUGAUCUAAGUGUGAUAGAACUAAGUAAAAGCUACUAAACUAUUUUGGUAGACACAAUAUCAGUAAGUGGGCUGUGCCCUCUAUGCUGUAUAAAGAAAGCAAACGGACAAUGGGAUGGUUUACCCUAGGACAUAAGAGAUUUCAAAGUUUCCCACUGCUACUCCAAGGGCCUGUAUUAGGAAUGGUUAGCAUCAAGUCGUGCUAGUCUUGUGACUAAGUUGCCUAACGUCCUAUCAAAUUUAAACAUGAGAAGAAUAUUUCUAUAUUCUUAUAAAGCCUUCACCCCGAUAGUUUUUAGGUUUUAAUAUAUAAAUUCCUUUUACUUUUUAGACUACCAUGGAAGGGUCUGAGAGACAUCGGUGCCCUUACUCUGAACUAAGGUUGGUUUUUUCCCGACUCACUCCUAGGAAGGAGGUCAAGUUUUU